ACAAACUUACCACCCAAACUGAUGAUAUAAAUCAAGAGGAUCUUAGGGCAUAUGAAGAAAAGCAUUUGAAAGAAAAAUCUGGGAAGAAUGUAAAAAAAGAUUUUGAAGAAAAAGUUGAGAAAAAUGUAAAACGGAUAACAGGAGAUUUAACCAAUAACCAAAACAGAACAUUCAACUUUGAAAUUAAGAAAAAGAAAACUGUUGAAUCGUCAACAUUCUUGACGAUUUGCACAACAUUUUCUGAAAAUGAAGAAAUGAGAUUCCAAGUCCAGAAUAAUACAUUACUAAACUGGAAUUUCAUCAAAUCAAAACUGAAAACAAACAUUGUAGUUUACAGCAAUUCAACUGUACAUGCAGAAAACUGCAAAACAUUUGACUGUGAUAUUUUACCUGUAUUUCCCAAAAUGACGAUAUCAAGACGACCAAUGUUACGUGAAAUGUUAAUUGAUCUUGAAAAACACUAUGAAAGUGAGUUUUAUGGAUACUGUAAUGGAGACAUUCUUUUCAACAGUAUAGAACUUGAAGACACAUUUCAAGCAAUUUUAGAUUUUGCCGAGAAAAACUACAUUAGCGGCUACUUAAUCCUCGGUAGCAGAUACCAGGUUAACUUUCUACAGGUUAGUCGGAACAAAUGGGAAUUUAAAAAGUUAAAAACGGGUGAUGAAGAUGAAAUAAUGAAAUUAAGUAACAGCUCUAUCCUAGAUAAACACAGAGGUGCAUAUGACUUUUUUUUUGCUCGAAAAUCAGGAUUCCCAUGGUCGGAAGUUCCACCCUUUGUAGUUAGCCAGCCAGGAUUCGAUUCAUGGCUGAUGGUGUAUGCUAACAAAAUGCAGAUCCCUGUCAUUGACGUAACUGACACUCUAACAGCAAUACACCAAGUUGGUGCAGUGAAACAACAAGAGACUGAAUUAUAUUUAAAUACACAUUCCCACAAUCAUGCAGUGUUUUGGAGUUCUCUAUCAAGAGCGAAUUUGAGCAUGUUCCUCUCAACAUGUGCUAUGUAUAAGACUAUAUUACACUAUGAUGAGGUGAUGGUUGUGGAGAACACGGAGAGGGACAAGGACACAUGUAUUUACAAGUGGGAAAUUCAAAUCCCCGAUCCCAACAACACAUUUUACCAACAACUUGGAGUUCUUCCAUAUGAUGUGUAAAUAAAUAAAAUGAUAUAUAAACAAAUAAAAUAAAAAUAAACAUUAUACAGUAUAUGUAAAAUAAAGAAUAAAUAUAAAUCAUGUCUUCAAUUCACUCUUGACCUUUAAGGUAGAUCCACAUGCUGAGUAUUUCCAAUUACCAAUAUUUAUUAAUGAAUUUUAUAUGGAUACAUACUCCUUGGCAGUUCUAGUCUUCAACAUAUCACUGCGGCGGGCAGUAAUCUCAACAUAAGCAUG
Molecule: messenger RNA, 1388 nt
Organism: Owenia fusiformis
Lineage: Eukaryota; Metazoa; Annelida; Polychaeta; Sabellida; Oweniidae
Source: the annotation of a GenBank genome assembly